AUGAGGCUCCAUCUGCUGCUCUCUGAGGUCUUCUUCUUGACCCUCUUAUCCCCAGUAAGAAGUGGUUUAUCAUCUGCAGUAAACCACUGUCUCAAUCUGAAUGGUGUUUGCAGAAGAGACACCUGCAAAUUGACAGAGGAUAUACUUGGCACCUGCCAAAGAAGGUGGAAAUGCUGUCGUGCAUGGCGGAUUCUUUUGCCAGUUCCAAUGCCCAUUGUCUAUUCAAAUUAUCAAGCACCCCGUAAGAAGAUUGCGAAAUGA
Messenger RNA from Bubalus bubalis (water buffalo), 261 nucleotides. It is a transcript of the gene DEFB109B, whose product is annotated as defensin beta 109B. Gene Ontology annotation, cellular component: extracellular region. NCBI's taxonomy places the organism in Eukaryota, Metazoa, Chordata, Mammalia, Artiodactyla, Bovidae. Gene Ontology annotation, biological process: cell chemotaxis; defense response to bacterium. Gene Ontology annotation, molecular function: chemoattractant activity; CCR6 chemokine receptor binding. The record is from RefSeq and is a predicted model, not a curated record. The transcript is spliced from 2 exons. Bases 1 to 261 code for a protein of 86 amino acids.